This is a messenger RNA of Theileria parva strain Muguga, 914 nucleotides long. RefSeq names its product putative integral membrane protein. The record is from RefSeq and is a predicted model, not a curated record. Lineage: Eukaryota; Apicomplexa; Aconoidasida; Piroplasmida; Theileriidae. Bases 181 to 894 code for a protein of 237 amino acids. The transcript has a single exon.
AUUUACUUCAAGUUAAUUUAUUUCUAGAAACCAAAACACAAAUCAAUUAGACUUGUAAUUUAUUUGUAUUUAUUUUGAUUCUUGAUAUAAGUUGAGAUACAUAAAGUUUUAAACAUAAACUUCUAUGUACGUUUCAAUAGAAGAUUUUAAAGAUCAUCUCAGUUAAAAUAAAUAAUAAAAAUGGACAACAGCAAUGUGGCUUAUCAGAGAAAGAAUCAUGUCUUAUCGGAUUCCUCGAAUAGGCUUAAAACACUCGUUAAGGGUGAUCACGAAGACGACGAAGACGAGUUGAAGAGUGUUCCAGCCUUGGAUACUAGCAAAAAGGACUCAAAUGCAUUGGAAAAAAAGAAACCAGACACGAAGGUCGCUAAUGUUGAUGAUGAGGAUGAAGUUGUUGAGGAAGGAGACCCAAAUAGAGUACGCUUGUGUGGGUACCUGCAAUUACAUUUGUAUUUCUUUUCUUUGUUAUUCGGAGGAUUUGUUUGCUACUUUCGACACCACGAGGCAAUAAAAGAUACCUACCCGAGGUUUUUGAAGAAUUUUUACCUUUUGCUCAAGAGAAGGAACGCACAUGUAUUUGCAGAACAUGGGUUCAAAUUGUGGACCAAUCUUAGCGAGAAAACGAAAAAAACCAUAGUAAGAUAUUUCAGUUAUGGAACAAUUUUCCUAAACCUUUAUCCAGUUCUAACUUCACCUUCCAAGCCAAGGAAGAACAAAGAUGGAGAGGUUAUUCCCGAUCCUCAAAGAGAAGCCCAGGUAAAGCUCAACAAGACUGUUAUUAAAUAUGGUUCGUCCUUUUUCAGAACUAUCUCUGCAACCCUUUUUUGUGGAUUACUAGGCUAUGAUUUGGCGUAUAACCUCCCAUAUCUCAAGGCUCUAUUUACCAGAAAAUAAUUUUCUAACAACACACAAAA